AUGAUUCAACAUCCUGGAAUCAAGAAUGAAACAGCAAUUAUUUUGAAAGGACUUCAGGGAACAGGUAAAAACAGAUUUACAGACAUUAUUUCUGAACUUCUCGCUGGUUAUUCAUGUAAAAACAUUACUGAAAUAAGUGAGCUAACGGGUAAUUUCAAUUCGGUUGUUGAGAAUAAAAUGUUUCUUGUACUUAAUGAACUCAAGAAUGUUGGUGAAGAUAGACUCGCAAACUUCAACGCUUUGAAAUCAAUUAUUACGGAUAAUCAAAUUAGAAUUAAUGAAAAGAAUCAACCCAGAAGAACUGCUCAGAACGUUGCAAACUUCAUUUUCGUAACUAACAACGUCUACCCUGUCAAAAUUGAUGUUGGAGACAGAAGAUACGUAGUUUUAAGGGUUAAUGGUAAAUUCAAGGGUCAAUUUGAUUACUUCAAGAAUUUAAUGGAUUCAUGCACAAAGGAAUUUUAUGAUAAUUUACUGACGUAUUUUAUGCAAUAUGACCUUUCAUCAUUUAAUGUACGAAUCAUACCGAUGACUGAAGCCAAACAAGAUUUAAUAGAAUUAUCAUCAAAUCCUUUAGAUGUAUGGAUAAAUACACAUUAUGAUGAAUUGUGUGCAGGUAUGACGUGUGAAAAUGCUCUAUUCUGCAAACCAUCAGACAUGAAAGACAAGAAUUUCCAAAUGAGUAUUAAGGAUAAAUGUGAUAGGAAACAUAGAAGAAUAGACGGUAAACAAACAUGGUGUUAUGUUUUGAAAGAAGAAAUGAAAGGAUUAUAUAAACAGGUUGAACCAAACGAUAAUGAUGAUUCAUUUACUGACGAUGAAAUACCUGUAAAUGAAGCUUUAUAA
Trichomonas vaginalis G3 is the source of this 846-nucleotide messenger RNA. RefSeq lists its product as uncharacterized. The coding region runs from base 1 to 846 and encodes 281 amino acids. The transcript has a single exon. The record is from RefSeq and is a predicted model, not a curated record. Lineage: Eukaryota; Parabasalia; Trichomonadida; Trichomonadidae.